CGCCGUUCGCCGUUCGCUUGAUCCGAAACGGUAACGGUAGCGGUCAUGUAGCAAUGGUGCGAAUGGAAAUGUAAAUAUAUACAUAUUUUGUUUUCGUCGGUUCGUGUUAGUUGUAAAGAGUAUACGAUUUUCGAAAUCCAUUCGCAAUUCCUACAUGCGAAGCGGAUAAAAAUUCGAACCGUAUAAAUAUGCUUCCCAGUCCUAUCGGGGAAGAUAAACAAAAUUAUAAACGAUGGGAGAACUCCCGUUGGAAUGAUAAGUGUACGAUAGUGUUUCGAGUACAGCAGUAAAAUAAUUAAUGAAAAAAUGCUUCAGACCCUUCGUGAACGUUCGCAAAAGCGAAAGAAGCUACUCGCACAAACGCUAGGCGUAUCGAGUGUAGACGAGCUGAGACAGAUCCUAGGAACCGACAUCUAUGACGCGCAUACGAAAAAGUUGAAGUCGGUGACGGAGAAAACCGAGAAUGGCAUUAAAGAUUCGAAGAAUGAAACUGUCCCUACUGACGAAAUUGUGUACAAGGAUUCAUCAACAUUUUUGAAGGGAACACAAUCAUCGAAUCCACACAAUGAUUACUGUCAGCACUUCAUUGACACUGGUCAGAGACCACAAAACUUUAUCCGAGACGUCGGUCUCGCUGAUAGGUUCGAGGAAUAUCCAAAGCUACGGGAACUGAUUAAGUUGAAAGACGAUUUGAUCGCAGAAACUGCGACACCACCGAUGUACUUAAAGACCGACUUGUCCACGUAUAAUUUAAAAGAACUUAAUUGUAAAUUUGACGUAAUUUUGAUCGAGCCACCGUUGGAGGAGUAUCAGCGGACCUGCGGCGCAACGAACGUCCAAUUAUGGAAUUGGGAUCAGAUAAUGGAACUGGAUAUCGGCGAAGUGGCAGCCAAUCGGAGCUUCGUGUUCCUUUGGUGUGGCAGUAGCGAUGGAUUAGACAUGGGCCGUUUUUGUCUUCGUAAAUGGGGCUUCAGACGGUGCGAGGACAUAUGCUGGAUCAGGACCAACAUCAAUAAUCCAGGACACAGUAAGAACUUGGACAGUAAGGCCGUUCUUCAAAGGACUAAGGAACAUUGUCUGAUGGGCAUUAAGGGAACAGUGAGACGAUCUACGGACGGUGAUUUUAUUCACGCCAAUGUCGACAUAGAUCUGAUCAUAUCAGAGGAGCCUGAUUACGGUUCUAUAGAAAAGCCCGUCGAGAUCUUCCACAUAAUUGAACACUUCUGCCUUGGUCGACGGCGGUUGCACUUGUUCGGUAGAGACAGUACAAUCCGACCGGGAUGGCUCACGGUAGGACCCGAACUGACUAACACGAAUUUUAACGCGGACCUGUAUACGAGCUAUUUCGCGAGCGGUCAGAUAACCACCGGUUGCACCGAACGUAUCGAAGCUCUCAGACCGAAAUCGCCGCCACCAAAAGGUAAAGUUGCCGGUCGUGGAAGAGGCGGUUUUAGCCGGGGAAGAGGCAGAGGAAGGUAAAACAGUAUAAAAGACGCAGCCUCGUACCAUGACGUGUACAAACCGAUUUCAUUUCAACAUCUCGCCAAAUUCGCUGACAACUCAAAAUUAAGAUAUUUCUCUCGCGUUGGAUGAAAUAUUGUAUUGUACGAAAAGUACUUGUACCUUUCUAUUGUAUUGUACGAUAUUUUCCUUUACAUAUUGUAAUAUAACUUGUUUUUAAAAAAUAUUCGUCGCUACCAAAUAUUCCAAUUAUCUGGAGCCGUCUAUGUAAAUAUUGUAAAAAUCAGACGCAAAAAUCAAUUGUAGCCGCGAUACUUUUUUUACGUUCGAACGUAUUUAACGACAGCGUUGUUUUUUGCAUUUUUAACAAUCGUACGCUACGUCAUGAGUGUAAAUACUUGCGUUGUAUUUGGAAUAUUUUGUAACACAAACAACACAUUCAACGUAUUUGAAAUAAAGUUCAGUCAUGUCGAAGAA
Molecule: messenger RNA, 1938 nt
Organism: Ceratina calcarata
Lineage: Eukaryota; Metazoa; Arthropoda; Insecta; Hymenoptera; Apidae
Gene: Mettl14
Product: methyltransferase like 14
Exons: 5
Coding region: 307-1479 (390 amino acids)
Biological process (GO): mRNA modification
Cellular component (GO): nucleus; RNA N6-methyladenosine methyltransferase complex
Molecular function (GO): mRNA binding
Source: RefSeq, a predicted model, not a curated record